AUGUAUCGUUCGAAAGGCCAGAAAUCACUGACACCAUACUUUAUCGAAGAAGUGAAGAUGCCAGAUAACGACAACGGGGAGGGGAAUAAUCUGGAAGAAGACUUCGAAGGAGAUAGCACAUUCCCGUUCAUCAAGGUGGUUGUAGGGUCCAAAGCACAAGCGUUCUACAUCCUCAAAACCCCCUUGAUGGAAGCGAGCCCUUUCUUCAAAGCUUGCCUUUCGGCAGGGAUGAUCGAACAACAAAAGCAGGAAGUCAUUCUUCCCGAGGAUCCAUGCCGGGCCUUCAACUUGCUGAAAGUCUGGGUUCACACGCACGAGGUCAAGAACAUCGGAAACAACAAGCAAGCAAUGUCUGCCAUUCAAGCAUGGGCAUUGGGCGACAAGUAUUGCAUCCCAAAAUUCCAGAAUGCUCUGAUCGAUGAGCUUAAGGAAUAUUGGACCCAGUGGCAUGUACAUCCUCAAUUCUUAUCAUGGGUGGUCAAGCAUACCAAAAAAGAGACUCCUCUCCACCAGCUUGUUUGCGACCAACUAAUUCACGAUUUGGUGAAUUGCCCCUACCCGUACAGAUGUAAGGAUGACGAGGACUGGGUGGACUCUGCGGAUAAAGUGGUCCCUGCGGGUGAAGGCAUCUAUGUGAAGCCACUUAAGGACUUGCUAGCCCACCCAGAGAUCGGUUCAAAGCUGUUCUGGGCCACACACAAUCUGGAAAGAGGAGGAGCUGACCCAGCAUCCUCUGGAGGAUGUUAUUAUCAUGUUCAUGAACAAGGUGAGACCUGCUCAAAGGAGAAGCCAGGGAAAAAAUAA
Messenger RNA from Fonsecaea multimorphosa CBS 102226, 804 nucleotides. RefSeq lists its product as uncharacterized. The record is from RefSeq and is a predicted model, not a curated record. Bases 1 to 804 code for a protein of 267 amino acids. The transcript has 2 exons. Lineage: Eukaryota; Fungi; Ascomycota; Eurotiomycetes; Chaetothyriales; Herpotrichiellaceae.